This is a messenger RNA of Cladophialophora carrionii CBS 160.54, 924 nucleotides long. RefSeq lists its product as uncharacterized. NCBI's taxonomy places the organism in Eukaryota, Fungi, Ascomycota, Eurotiomycetes, Chaetothyriales, Herpotrichiellaceae. The transcript is spliced from 3 exons. Gene Ontology annotation, biological process: regulation of mRNA processing; protein phosphorylation; spliceosomal complex assembly. Bases 1 to 924 code for a protein of 307 amino acids. The record is from RefSeq and is a predicted model, not a curated record. Gene Ontology annotation, molecular function: ATP binding; protein kinase activity.
AUGCGUUCCUUACGUGUCUGGGUCCUUCCGCCCAUCUUAACUGCUGUUCGCCCUAGAAACAGACGGCCACCGCUGCGAGGGACGAGAACUCGGCUGCACCAUGCCUCGUCACCUCGGGGAUAUGCUAUAGGCGCAGAAAAUGCUCUACACCCAAGUCAAUCUGUCGAGGAGGAAACCCUCCCUCAUUAUGAUCCGGACGAGUUUUACCCGGUCCAUAUAGGCGAGGUCUUCAAUGGGAAGUAUCAGGUGGUGGGCAAACUUGGCUUCGGCGCACACUCGACAGUCUGGCUGGGCCGUGAUAUGAACACAAAUCAGGUGCCCAACUACGUGACUCUCAAAAUAUGCACCAAGACGCCUACCGAGUCAAUUGACCGGGAGAUCCUAGCGUACCGGCAUCUCAGCUCUUUGCGCUCUUCGCACCCCGGUCUGCCACAUGUACGGGGACUUCUCGACUCGUUCGAAGUCGUUCGAUCAGAUGGGAGCUAUCACCGCUGUUUUGUCCAUCAGCCACUGCAUCUAACCAUGUGGGAUCUGCAACGACUGGGAGGAACAUCUGCGACCUUUCCGCAGGGUAUGGUCAAGAGCGCUCUUCGGUAUUUGCUCCAGGCGCUGGAUUUCCUCCACACAGAGGCCAAUGUGACACACUGCGACAUCAAGCUCAGUAACAUCAUGCUGACCGUCGAGGACGAAGGCGUGCUUACCGAUUUUGAGGACGCCGAGCGGCAACAUCCCUGUCCCCGCAAGAUCGUGGACCAUGAACGUACGAUAUACGCGUCGCGGUCUUUUCGCCUACCCCGGAACCACAAUUGGGGAUCACCUGUGUUGUGUAACUUGGGGGAGGCUCGCAUUGGGGGCUCAUAUUCCUACGAAGAAAUCCAGCCGGAGGUGUACAAGGCGCUCGAGAUCAUCAUGCAGACAGAUUGA